Molecule: messenger RNA, 3070 nt
Organism: Striga asiatica
Lineage: Eukaryota; Viridiplantae; Streptophyta; Magnoliopsida; Lamiales; Orobanchaceae
Source: the annotation of a GenBank genome assembly
CCAUCUUGUGCUUGUCCACUCACAUAGUAAUAGUAGUUACAGUAGUUUUUGGUCCACCGGAAUCCAAACCCAUACAUUCGAACCGAAAACUACGAUGGAGCAAGAGGCACCGCCGCCAUCAUCAUCCAAGAGCUGGAGCAUCCACACGCGCCGCGAGAUCACCUCGAAGUACGAGAUCCUUGAGCGCGUGGGCUCCGGAGCGUACUCCGACGUAUACCGAGCCAAGCGCCGUUCCGACUCGCUCGUCGUCGCCCUCAAGGAGGUCCACGACUACCAGUCCGCCUUCCGGGAGAUCGAGGCCCUCCAGACGCUCCAGAGCUGCCCCAACGUCGUCGUUCUGCACGAAUACUUCUGGGCCGACGACGAAGACGCCGUUUUGGUGCUCGAGUACUUGCCCUCCGAUCUGGCCUCCGUGAUUAAGGCCGCCAAGAAGGAGUGGGACGGUGGGAUCGGUGUCGGCGAGGUCAAGCGGUGGAUGGUGCAGAUUCUAGCGGGGGUCGAUGCCUGCCACCGCAAUUCGAUCGUUCAUAGGGAUUUGAAACCCUCGAAUUUGCUGAUAUCUGCUGAUGGGGUUCUCAAAGUUGCCGAUUUUGGGCAGGCUAGAAUACUUCUUGCCCCAGGAUUUGUUGGCGAUGAUGAUGUAUAUAACCAGAUGGCCGAGCAGCCUUCGCCAAACAAAGCAACUUUAUCUCAGCCACCAGAGGCUCUUCCCACGCUAGAAGGCCCUUCUAUUCAAGAACAUGUAAAACGAGGCCGUGAAAAAUGCUUUCUUGAGCCAAAUCCUUACUUUACAAGUGAUGUUGAUGAAGAGAGUAUUAGCCGUGAUGGGGCUGCUUCUCAUCUUGCCACGUGCACCACAAGUGAUGUGGAGGACCCUUUCCAUCAAUCUUAUUCUUAUGAAGCUGAAGAUGUUGGAGCUAGUGGAAAUGGGCCACUUACCUCCUGUGUGGGGACCCGAUGGUUUAGAGCCCCUGAGCUACUCUAUGGGUCCACGAGCUAUGGGCUCGAGGUUGAUCUUUGGUCACUCGGUUGUAUUUUCGCGGAGCUUCUGAGUCUUGAGCCAUUAUUCGCGGGCGGUGCAGAUAUUGAUCAGCUGGGCAAAAUUUUCAGCGUUUUGGGCAACUUGACGGAUGAAGUCUGGCCAGGCUGUGUGCAACUUCCUGAUUACAAUAUAAUUUCAUUUAGUAAAGUGGAAAAUCCUAUCGGCUUAGAAGCAUGUCUCAAGAACCGGUCUCCUGAUGAAGUGCUUCUUGUGAGGAGGCUUUUGUGUUUCGACCCUGCAAGUAGAGCUACCGCAAUGGAAUUGCUUAAUGAUAAGUAUUUUAAUGAAGAGCCUUUGCCGGUUUCUUUAUCUGAGUUGAGGGUUCCAGCUAAAAUCGGGAAUCGUGAUGAGGAUUCAUCCGUUGAUUGGAACGAUCGUAGGGAUUUUGGGUCGGAUUCGGAUUUCGAUGAAUUUGGCUCGUCGCUUGUCACAACCACAGAAAAUGGGUUUUCGAUUCGGUUCUCUUGAUGUUGAUGGCAAGGGUUUUUAUUUACACUUGAUUGAUUUAAACCAUGUGCGGACACUGAUCAUUUUUCAUAUCAUCAAUCAGUUGGCUUCUGCAAUUAGAAAAAAGGCAAGCAAAAUAUGCUGACAUGCAAGAAUUUUGCUGCGGAAGCAUCUUGUGGGCUGCCGUUGCUACGUCAUCAGGCCUCAGGGUGAUUCUCGAGACUGAUGAUCAUUUGGUUGAGCAAUUUUAUCCCAAUGCUGUUGCCCCUUUUACCUGUUUUUGUUCAAGUUCAAGAAAUAUCUUAUCAAGCCAAUCAUAAAAGUAUUGUGUCUCUAAGAGCUGUUAUUUUUUCUUAUGAAUUAUUACGAUUCUUUUCCCUGAAAAAAUGAAGCACUUGUUGUGGUUGAGUGAUUAAACAAUGCUUUUAAAAAAAGAGGGGAAAAAGGACAAGACACUUGGUAUUGAAAUUUCAGCCAAGGACAAACAAAUACCAUCCAACCAAGACACGAACUUUUGUUUUAUCCACAAUCCAUAAUUUUUGUGGUCAUCCUCUUUAUCAUCUCCCUCUAUAACUCACUCCCAUUUUUCCUUCAGCCAUAUUAUCCCCAAUCCACACUUCACACCCCCAAAAAACCCAUUCACCCGAAAAAAAAAUGAACGACACAGUAGACAAGCUAGUGAUCUUCCUAGCUAAAAGAGACGGCAUCGACAAGCUCGUCAAAACCUUCCAAUAUGUAUCCAAGCUCGUCCACUGGCACCUCGAAAAAACCCACCCCGAAUAUGCCGCCCGAGCCAAGCAAUGGGAGGUGGCCUCCGGCCUCAGCCGGAAAGCCUUCCGCUCCGGCAGGUUCCUCGCCGGAUUCAACUCCCUCCGGCGGUCCCCGGGCCCCACGCCCGUUUUCCGGCUGCUGUCACUGCUUUCGAACGGGGGCGAAAUGGUCUAUUUCUUCUUCGACCACUUCCUCUGGCUGUCAAGGGUCGGGGUCCUCGACGCCAGGCUGGCGAAGAGGAUGAGCUUCGUGUCGGCUUUCGGGGAGUCCGUGGGGUACGUUUUCUUCGUGAUAUCCGAUUUUAUUCUCAUUCGGGACGGGAUUAAUGCGGAGAGGCGGAUUGUGGGGUCCGAUUUCAAGGGUGAGGUGUCGGAUGAUGAUAAGGAGGGAUUGGGGAGGAUUAGGGUGGAUAGGGUGAUGAGGCUGAUGGGCGUGGCGGCUAAUUUGGCGGAUCUGAUUAUUGCGGUGGCUGAGAUUGAGCCUAAUCCUUUCUGCUGCCAUGCUGUAACGUUGGGGAUUAGUGGGCUGGUUUCUGCGUGGGCUGGAUGGUAUAGAAAUUGGCCGUCGUGAAAAAUUGAGAGAUAAUUUGGUAAAGGUGUUUGAUUUGGAUGGAUAUUACCGUUUUUGAGUGGUGAAUACAUGAGGGGAAACAAAAAAUUGUUGUGUGCUGCGUUUUGCUCUGUAAUGAUGAUGAUAAAAUUUGCGACGAAAAUUUGUGUAUUAGUUUACUACUACUGCAUCAGUGAUUGUUUUAUUGGUACCUUUUGGUUUAAUGAAUGUUGAUAUAGCUAAAAGAUGCACAUAUGUUUG